GAAAAAUAUUAAAAAAUAAAAAAUAAACAUAAUUAUUUAAAGUUUGUCUCUGUAAAAACAAAAGAGCAUUUGGUGUUUUACUUCAUUUGGAGGUCUCCAUGUUUUUUUCCUUCCUUCUGUUUACUUGAAGUUCCUCCAACUUCGUUUGCAAAACAGAGUGCUGACUAAAUUUGAGCUGAAAUAGGGAGAAGCUUCCUAAUUUCUGAUGCAAAAUACUCAGUUCUUUUAGUGAUCAAAGAGUUAUAGAUUUCAGUGAUGGAAAAAGACUUUGGACUUAAAGUUCUUCUAGUUGUGCAAUUUGUAUUGCUCUCAAUCAGCUUAUCACAUCAACUCCAAUCUUCACAAGCAAAUACUCUAUUGAGGAUUCAAGAUCUUCUGAACUAUCCAAAUGCUUUGAGUAGUUGGAAAAAUGACACUGAUUUCUGUAACACUGAGCCAAGUUCAACUGUUACUGUUAUCUGCUAUGAGGAAAGCAUAACUCAGCUUCAUAUAAUAGGGGAAAAUGGGGCUUCAAAGUUACCAAAAAACUUCUCGAUCGAUUCGUUUGUCACUACUAUUGUUAAGCUUCCAAGUUUGAAAGUUCUAAGAUUAGUUUCUCUUGGUUUAUGGGGGCCAUUGCCUAAUAAACUUUCUAGACUUUCAUCAUUGGAGAUACUAGACCUUAGUUCAAAUUUCUUUCAUAGUAAGAUACCUCAAGAAAUUUCAUCGUUAACGAGCCUCCAAACUUUAAUCCUAGAUGGAAAUAAGUUCACUGGAAGACUUCCAAAUGGACUUGGUUCACUUGUUGUUUUGGCGGUUUUGAGUGUGAAGAACAAUUCUUUACAAGGACAUUUACCCGAUACGUUGGGAGAUUUGCAUAAUCUUCGCGUACUUGUACUUUCGAGGAAUAAUUUUACUGGUGAUGUGCCGGACUUUAGUAAUCUAGAAAACCUUCAAGAACUAGACUUGGAAGAUAAUUUUCUUGGACCGAAAUUUCCACAAGUUAGCAGCAAAAUUGGAAGCAUUAUACUAAGGAAAAAUAAGUUCACUGCAGGAAUUCCGGAGAAAGCUCAAUCCUAUCAUCACCUUGAACAUAUGGAUAUUUCUUCAAACAGAUUUAUGGGUCCGUUUCCUCCGUAUUUGCUGUCCUUGCCAUCGAUCACUUAUCUUAACGUUGCUGAAAACAAGUUAACGGGGAUGCUUUUUGAAGAUAAUCAAUGCAAUGCCGGAUUAGAUUUUGUGGAUUUAUCGACUAAUCUAUUGAGUGGAAAAUUACCUAAUUGCCUUUUUUCUGGUUCUAAGCAAAGGAUCGUGCGUUUCUCUAACAACUGUUUAGCAACAACUGGAGACAGAACUCAACAUCCGUUUUCUUUCUGUCAGAAUGAGGCGUUGGCUGUUGGUAUCUUACCUCAUCAUCAUAAACAUAAAGUGGUUCUUGCUUUGAUCAUUUGUGGUAGCAUUAUUGGUGGAAUCGUUCUAGUUUGCGUGACUAUUAUAGUAGUCAGAAAGUUUCUUGCAAAGAUAGCUGCACCGAAGAAAACAACAAGAUCAAUAGUAGAAAAUGCAUCAUCUACCUAUACAUCAGAAUUAUUCACAGCUGCAAAAGGAUAUGUUACUCGAGCAACAAAGAUGGGAUCACUUAGCCUUCCAUCUUAUCGGACCUUUUCACCGCAAGAGCUUAAGGUGGCAACAAACAACUUUGAUGCAGCAACUUUUAUAGGCAACAAUUCUGACGACCAGAUAUACAGAGGUCAGCUGAAAGAUGGUUCAUACAUUGCCAUUAGAUGCCUGAAAACGAAACGAAACACCAGUAGUCAAAAUUUUAUGCAUCAUAUAGAAUUGAUGCCAAAACUUAGACAUCAUCAUCUGGUCAGCACUCUUGGACACUGCUUUGAGUGUUAUUUGGAUGAUUCGAGCGUUAGCAGAAUAUUUCUCGUCUUUGAGUAUGUAACAAAUGGGACAUUAAGGAGCUGGAUCUCUGAUAAACAUGCUAAACGAAGGCUAACGUGGACACAACGUGUAGCAGCUGCUAUAGGAGUAGCAAGGGGAAUACAGUUUUUGCAUACUGGAAUUGUACCUGGUAUAUUUUCAAAUAAUUUGAAGAUAACAGAUAUAUUGUUGGAUCAGGACCUUGUUGCCAAAAUUUGCAGCUAUAAUUUGCCUAUUCUGGCUGAGAAUGUAAAGGAAAACUUUCAAAAUUUAUCUAGUGGUUCUAAGGAGCUGAAGAGUGCAAGGGCUAAUUAUGAAGAGAAGGUGGAUGUAUUUGACUUUGGAGUGAUAUUAUUGGAGAUAAUUAGUGGGAGGCAGAUAAAUACCAAGAAUGAAGUGAGAGUUACACAAAAUCAGUUGCAAGAGAGCAUAAUGGCUAAUGUAGUGUCAAGAAAGAAUGUGAUUGAUCCGGCAAUUAGAGAUUCAUGCUCAGACGAAUCAUUGAAGACAAUGAUAGAGAUUUGCUGCAGGUGUUUGGUACAAGAUACAGAAGAUAGGCCCUCAGUUGAAGAUGUAAUAUGGUAUUUGCAGUUUGCUGCUCAAGUUGAGGAUACAUGGAGAAGGGACUCCUCAAGUAGUGAUGCCUCUCCAAUUUCCCAUCUCUACAACCUUAAACCCAACUUGUCACGCAAUAGCAAUAGCCUGCCUGUGUGAGUUUGCUCACAUUCCCGGUCCAAUGACGCAUAAAGGAGGGUUAUAGUAGGCCAGCUAGCGUAAAACUUGUCAAUUCAUGAUAAUGACGUGAAUUGAGCUUAAAUGGAGAAGAUUCAUACAACCGACUUUGUUUGAAGGUGGUGAAUUCACCUGCUGCUAAAAGCAUACAACGGCCUGUCGCUGCCUGCUCUCGGAGAUCUCUAAGCCACGAAAAAGUGAAAAGGAAUAAUUUUCUGUAUAGAUAAACUUGACAAUACUUUAAGUUUUCAUAGAGUUUCAAUCAAGUUUUUGAACUAGUUUCGAACUCAUAUUCGCCAUUGAAUUAUCGAAAUGGCUCAACAACCCUUAAAUCCGUAUACGUUGAACAGGAAUGGAAGGCUGUGAUACUAUUUCCAACAUGGAUUUAAGUUAUAUACCGUGUAAAGACUUUUUA
Lycium barbarum (goji berry) is the source of this 3055-nucleotide messenger RNA. Its product is annotated as probable inactive leucine-rich repeat receptor-like protein kinase At3g03770. The transcript is spliced from 8 exons. Gene Ontology annotation, biological process: protein phosphorylation. The record is from RefSeq and is a predicted model, not a curated record. NCBI's taxonomy places the organism in Eukaryota, Viridiplantae, Streptophyta, Magnoliopsida, Solanales, Solanaceae. Gene Ontology annotation, molecular function: protein kinase activity; protein binding; ATP binding. The coding region runs from base 256 to 2622 and encodes 788 amino acids.